Didymodactylos carnosus is the source of this 375-nucleotide messenger RNA. NCBI's taxonomy places the organism in Eukaryota, Metazoa, Rotifera, Eurotatoria, Philodinida, Philodinidae. The record is from the annotation of a GenBank genome assembly.
AUGUUUCGCCAAUGGUCUGUGCGUCUCCGGCAAAUACUGAGAUUAAUUGAAUAUGAAAUUGUAGGCACUGGAACAAUCCUAUUUACAAAAGAUGAUUUUAUUAUUAUAUUGACAGCAUUUCAUGUUAUUACACCUCAAUAUUUAUUACCAUUAAAUCAGUUAUUAAUUAUAUUUACAGCUGUUGUUAUAUCGGUAAUAAUGGUAACAAUAACAACGUUGAAAUAUGUGAAUUUUCAAAUUAAUUACUUUUAUGUUGUGUUAUUUGGUCUAUUAUAUCCAUUAAUAGGUUGUCUAUUAUUGUAUCUUCUAAUAGCAAUUUUCUUUCCACUACUUUCAAGUUCGUCAUUUAAAUUAGAGUUAGUUAACGAUACUUGA